UUAAGUCAUUUAGCACAAUCUAAGUGUGUUGGUAUUCCUUACACUGUUAAUCGCACGAAGGUUGUUUCCAUGUUGGUGUGUUUUAAAAUUCUGAGUUUUACCGCAAAGGUACAGUGCUUUCCAGGGCAGUGCUUCAAAGAUCUUUUCAGAAUACCUUUCUUGUAUGUGUACUGUGCAAAUUUCCUAGAUUCUGCUCAGAAGUAAGCAUGUCUGCAGGGCUGGUCUGUUUUGGUUUAAUUUCAUGAAGUAUUGGGGUGGAGAAGACAUUUCAGGGGGUGAAGCUGGUCCUCCUGGCUUUAAGAAUUGUGCUCCGCACUGGAUGUGUCAAUAAGUCCAUCUCACAUGUGGAGUGUUGGAGGGCCCUCACCUGGGUGGACAGAUGGAUGGAGGUGCUAGAGUCAGGCCUAGGGCAGGCGAGGCUUCCUGGACCGAGGGCUCCUGCUGGGCUGAUGACUGUGGCCGUCUAUUUCAGCGCAAUGUGCUAUUAUCAUGUUUGACGUGACAUCCAGAGUCACCUACAAGAACGUGCCUAACUGGCAUAGAGACCUGGUGCGAGUGUGCGAGAACAUCCCCAUCGUGUUGUGCGGCAACAAAGUGGACAUCAAGGACAGGAAAGUGAAGGCGAAGUCCAUCGUCUUUCACCGAAAGAAGAAUCUUCAGUACUAUGAUAUUUCUGCCAAAAGUAACUACAACUUUGAGAAGCCCUUCCUCUGGCUCGCCAGAAAGCUUAUCGGAGACCCAAACUUGGAGUUCGUCGCCAUGCCCGCUCUUGCCCCGCCAGAAGUCGUCAUGGACCCAGCAUUGGCCGCGCAGUAUGAGCACGAUUUAGAGGUUGCUCAGACCACUGCUCUCCCGGAUGAGGAUGACGACCUGUGAGGAAGUGAAGCGGGCCGGCGUCAGAAGUCUAGUUUUAUAGGCAACUGUCCUGUGACGUGAGCGGUGCCGCGUGCGUGCCACUUUGUUAUCUAGCUAAGCAGACAUGUGCUUCAUCUUUGGGAUGCGCAAGGAGAUGAAUGGGUUUCGGAGUGAGUGUGGCAGUUAAACCCUCGUUUUUUGGACCCGCAUAUUUAGCUGUUUGGAACGCAGUUGUUUUCCUUGAGUUUCAAAUAUAAGACUGCUACAGUCACAUCACAGUACUCGGUGGUGAAAUCUUGUUACUGUCAUUCCCAUUCCUUUUCGUUUAGAAUGAGAAUAAAGUUGUAUUUCCAAUAUCU
Messenger RNA from Octodon degus (degu), 1214 nucleotides. RefSeq names its product RAN, member RAS oncogene family (gene Ran). Gene Ontology annotation, molecular function: GTP binding; GTPase activity. The transcript has 3 exons. Gene Ontology annotation, cellular component: cytoplasm; nucleus. The coding region runs from base 490 to 876 and encodes 128 amino acids. Gene Ontology annotation, biological process: ribosomal subunit export from nucleus; protein import into nucleus. NCBI's taxonomy places the organism in Eukaryota, Metazoa, Chordata, Mammalia, Rodentia, Octodontidae. The record is from RefSeq and is a predicted model, not a curated record.